Sipha flava (yellow sugarcane aphid) is the source of this 1055-nucleotide messenger RNA. RefSeq lists its product as uncharacterized. The record is from RefSeq and is a predicted model, not a curated record. Bases 489 to 941 code for a protein of 150 amino acids. The transcript has 2 exons. Lineage: Eukaryota; Metazoa; Arthropoda; Insecta; Hemiptera; Aphididae.
UAUCAGCGAUUAGAGUGAGAAAUAUACUACUGUUAUAGAAUAAUUCAAAAAUAAACAAUGAUAAUACCAAUGUACAUAUUCAUAGAUAUUUUUAAUAUUUUUAUUCUUCGAAUUUAAUAUUUAUAAGGUAUAGUUAUCAGUGCUGUAUUGCGUAUUUGCGUGUGUGGUGUUCCAAUGUCCAAUUUAUAUUGUCAAUUUUAAAUUUUGUUAGUACUCAGUAUAAAUAUUAGAUUUAGUCGAGAAUUAUUUUUAUUACUUUCAUUUAUUCAUCAAGCUGUUUUUGUUCACAUUUGAGUUUUUAACAGUGAAUAGUGAAAAUGAAGUCGAUCCAGAGACGUCAAAUGUUGCAGAGGGGAAAGUAGCAAAAAGCUUGAACAUAAAAAACAAAAAUUUAGAAGUGAGUGGUUACAAGAUUCUAAACUUUCUUAUUAGUUGAUUCCGGUGCCAAAUAAUCAAUUGAUGGCUAAGUGCAAUUGUGUUCGUAAAAAAUGACUGCUGAAUUGUUAGUAAUAAAAAAGCAUUCUACCCCAAAAAUACACACUCGUAAUGUGCGUUCCAUCGGGAGUCUGCAACCUCUUAUAAAAGGCUUUGUAAAUAAUCAAACAAAAUUGAAUGAAUUACAGAAAAUUAAGAAAGCUGAAUUACUAUUAAAUCGCCUUUUAAGUGAAUUCAACUUAUCCUUUAAUGUUAUAGAUUACAUAACUGCAAUAUAUAAUGUAGCAUUUGACGAUUCAAAAAUUGCAAGUGGUAUAAAUCUUGGUAAUACCAAAGCCACAUCUAUUGUGAACAAUUUUAUUGUGUUGUUAGCUUCUCGGUGGCGAGAUAAUGUCAAAAAUCAAGCCGCUGGAUCGGGAAUCGAACUCGGGCCUCUUGCUUGCCGAACGAUUGCUCUACCACUAAGCUACCCGACCACAGAGACCUUUGACAUUAUCACUAUUUGACAUUAUCCAACGGGAGUUUACAGUGUCAUCAUAGAUGAAAGCACAGAUGUUGGGUGUGUAAAAACAUGUAUAUGCGUGAAAUUUUUUAAUGUUUUUUAUUUUUUAAUUUUUCUA